Nymphaea colorata (pocket water lily) is the source of this 5250-nucleotide messenger RNA. Its product is annotated as disease resistance protein RPV1-like. Lineage: Eukaryota; Viridiplantae; Streptophyta; Magnoliopsida; Nymphaeales; Nymphaeaceae. Gene Ontology annotation, molecular function: protein binding; ATP hydrolysis activity; ADP binding. The transcript is spliced from 5 exons. The coding region runs from base 549 to 4841 and encodes 1430 amino acids. Gene Ontology annotation, biological process: signal transduction; defense response. The record is from RefSeq and is a predicted model, not a curated record.
GCCAAACAUCAUCUCUAAACCACCAACAACGAAGGAACAGGGACUUCAGUGGUGGGUACUGAUCGGCGUCCUGAGGACGGCACUUGGCAACUCCAUCUGAACGUUCCAGGUAACAUCGAGCAACUGCAUCUGAACCUUCCGAGUUCCGACGAACAUCGAGCGGAAGAAGCCGCCUCCACCUCUUCCUUUCAAUAUUUUCCUACAUAACACAGUACUCCUUCAGAUAUGAAGAUCUGAGAAUGACUGCCCACCCAAAAUAUUUUUGAGGCAAGCCACUGCUCUCAAGCCUAAUUCACCUCCGAAAGCAAAAAAACCUUUGUUUCCUGUUAGAUACUUGGAAGAUGUGGAGCGUUGCAUCUCUCCUACAUAUCCUUCAACAAACGGAUUGACAACCCAAGUACCUCAUGCUUAUCUCUUCUGUCUUUGUUGUCUUCCUCAUCUGAACGAGCCUCAGUCCCAAGUGUCCAACUGAGAGGCCAAAGAGAAGCAGCUGAGGGAAGAGGGCAGGAAAAGCAGGUGCUGAGCGGGUGCAAAAAGGCAAGGAGAGCAUGUGGUGGCUAGAAGAAUUAAUAUUGUUGAUGUCUCUGUUUACACUUUUUUGGCUUUGUGGAGCCAGUUUAAGACUUACUAAAAGAUCCAACCGAUCGGAUUUUGAGGCACCUUCUUCAUCAGAGGAGGAUGAAGCUGAACCUUCUUCACCGUCCUCACCACCACUGAGGGAAGAUGGUUUCCAGUAUGAUGUGUUUCUAAGCUUUAGGGGACCGGACACUCGCAAGGGCUUCACCAGCCAUCUCUAUCAAGCAUUGCAAGACAAGGGCAUCCACACUUUCAUGGAUAGUAAGAAGUUGAAGAAGGGACAGAAGGUGAAGGAGCUAUUUGGGUACAUAGAGAGAUCCAAAAUAUUUGUGCCCAUCUUCUCCAAAGGCUAUGCCGAUUCAGAGUGGUGUUUGAAAGAAAUAACCAAUAUGGUGGAGUGUAAGAGGCUCAUCAUACCAGUCUUCUUUAAUGUCGAACCAAGAGACGUCCGUGGUCAAUCUGGCCCUUUCGCACCUGCAUUCAGAAGAUAUCUUGAAAAUAGUAUGACAAACAAGGAGGAGGUGAGAAAAUGGAAAAAUGCUUUGAUCGAAGCAGGAGAAGUCUCAGGGUAUACAUUGGCCAAUACCUGUGUAGACGAGGCAGCUCAGAUAAAAAACAUCGUGGCUAAGAUCUUGACUGAGGUAAACAGGGCCCCUCUAUUUAUUGGAACUACACAUCCAAUAGGUCUAGAUUCUCGCACUGCAGAGUUGGUGGAGGUGCUGGAGGUUGAAGACCAAAAUGUUGUCAAAAUGGUUGGGAUCCAUGGAAUGGGUGGGAUCGGCAAGACGACUCUUGCCAGGGCUGUCUACAACCAAAUCAGUCCACAUUUUGAUGCUUCUAGCUUCAUUUCAGACGUUAGAGAAGAAACAAAACAGUCCAAACUCGUUUCCCUCCAAGAAAAGCUGCUUCGGGAUGUUUUCAAAGAUGAAAAAGUGAAAGUAAAUGACACUGCCCAUGGAACUGGCAUGAUCAUGGAGCGAAUUAAGAGUAAGAAGGUUCUGCUAGUUUUUGACGAUGUUGAUAGCGAAUCACAGCUCGAUGCAAUGGUCGGCAGCGUGGAUCAGUUUCGGCCUGGGUCAAGAAUCAUCAUUACUACUAGAGAUAUGCAGGUGUUGAUUGAGCCACCUACACUAAGAGUGAAAAAAGUGUACGAGAUUAAGAAGCUCGAUAUUGCCCAAUCGCUUCAGCUUUUCAGUUGGCAUGCAUUUGGGAAAGAGGAGCCACCCGCUGAACUUGCAAAGUUAUCAGAGGAAGUUGCAGCUACUGCUGCCGGGCUGCCACUAGCCCUCAAAAUAUUCGGUAGACAUUUCUUGUACCAGAAAACAGAUAAACAACGAGAAGCCAUGUUGGAAAAGUUGAAGAAAGAUCAACACAAAGAUAUCCAUGAGAUGUUGAAGAUAAGUUUCGAUGCCCUUGAAAAAGAAGAAAAAAUUAUAUUUUUGGACAUAGCAUGCUUCUUUAUCGGUCAAAAAAGAAAUUUUGCAACUUUCAUUUGGAAAGAACGCGGGUUCUUCCCAGACCUAACAAUCGAAGUCUUAAUGCACAAGUGUCUAGUCAAUAUAAAUGAACAUACAGGAGCGUUUGAAAUGCAUGACCAUAUUCGAGACAUGGGAAGAAAAAUUGUGGAAGAUGAAAGCCCAAAUCUAGAAACCGUAGCAGGUUGUGGCAGAAAGAUGACAUUAAUUGUCAUCAAAUUUGUAAUGCAGGGAACAAAAAAAAUUGAAGCCAUCAAUCUCUCUUGUGAAAAGCAUUCAACACCAAAUGUGGACGUAAAGUCAUUUGCGGGAAUGUCUAAGCUUAAAAUGCUUCAGUUGUAUAAGGUGAGAUUGGAAGAUGAAUAUAGAGAUUUUCCUAGGACCCUCAGAUGGUUGAGUUGGAAUUCAAAGGACUUGCAUUGCCUUCCUGACGAGCUUUCUCUUGAGGAUAUUGUGGUUCUCGACUUAUGUUGGCCUUCUAUGGAUCAAGUAUGGUGCCACAAAAUAUCUGGAUCCACCAAGGUCUUUAGCCAAUUAAAAGUACUAAGUCUCAGAGAAUGUAGAAGCCUCACCAUCUGUCCAGAUUUUACGGGCAUGCCACAUUUAGAGGAAUUGCACUUUCAAGCUUGUUAUGCGUUGACUGAACUUCAUCCAUCCAUUUGGGGAUUGACCUCACUCCAAGUGCUUGACCUCACUCAAUGCUCUAAAAUUACAGCUUUGCCAUCGCAACCAAGUGAUUCUCAGCCAUUGAAGCAGCCCUUGCUUGGCCGAUUAAAAGUCUUAAAUCUCUCUUGCUAUAAGCUUACCACCUGUCCAGAUUUUUCGUGCAUGCCAUAUAUAGAGGAAUUGGAUUUUGGUAGUUGUGCAAAUAUGACUGAACUUCAUCCAUCUAUUUGGAAUCUCAAACGGCUAGCUCGCUUGUCUUUGAGGGGCUGUCAUUCACUCGAAGAAGGGUUUGAACAAGUUUGGCAACUGGCGUCGCUCGAAAAACUUGGCAUCAGUUUCUGCUAUAGAAUUACAUUCCCGUCGAGGGAUUCCAGUUCAUUAAAUCAGCUCUUGGGCAAAUUGAAAAUCCUACAUCUUCCUCAUUGUUGGAACCUCACCAUCAGUCCAAAUUUUAUGGGGAUGCCUCAUCUAGAGGAAUUGGAUUUUGACGGUUGCGUGUUGUUGAAGGAACUUGAUCCAUCCAUUGGGCAUCUGAAGAGACUGACUCACUUGUCUUUGGAGAGUUGCCGCUCACUCAAGGAACUGCCUGUAGAGGUUUGGCAGUUGACAUCGCUUGAGGAGCUUGACCUCAGUAUGUGCUAUCGAAUUACAGCUUUGCCAUCACAGUUGAAGCAGCCCAUGCUCGGCAAACUAAAAGUAAUGAAUCUUUGUUCCUGCAAGAACCUUACAAUCUGUCCAGAUUUUACGUGCAUGCCACAAAUGGAGAAAUUGGAUUUUAGUUAUUGUGAGGAGUUGACUGAACUUGAUCCAUCUAUUGGGCAUCUCAAGAGCUUGACUUACUUGUCUUUGAAAAAAUGCAAAUCACUAAAGGCACUGCCUAAAGAAGUUUGGCAACUGACCUCUAUCAAAAUGCUUGAGCUCAAUGGUUGUUAUCAACUUACAACUUUUCCUCUGUUCUCGGAUUCGAAGUCAUUAGAUUCGGUGGAUUCAAUGCCGCUAAAGCUGCCCUUGCUUGACAAGGUGAAAGUACUAAGUCUUGAUAAUUGUCAGAACCUCCUCACGAGUCCAGAUUUUACGAGAAUUCCACAUCUAGAGAAAUUAGAUUUUAAAGCUUGCGGUAAUAUGACUGAACUUCAUCCAUCUAUUGGGCGUCUGGAGAGCUUGACUCACUUGAAUUUGAGUGGAUGUGGAUCACUAAAAGAACUGCCUGAAGAAGCUUGGCAGUUGACCUCACUCGAAAAUCUAUACCUCCGUCAUUGCUGUAAAUUUGCAACUUUGCCAUCACAAUUAGGAAACUCAGGGCGACUGAAGCAGCUCUUCCUUGAUGGCACCAUCAUAACAGCUUUGCCUGAAUCCAUGAGACACUUGAAGCAACUGAAGCAUUUGUCUCUCAACGAGUGUCGCUUGUUGAAAGAAAUACCUGAAGGGAUUCGUUCAUGUAUCAGUCUUGAAACACUUUCAGCUGGAAACUGUGUAAGUCUUGCAUCUUUUCCCAACGUGCUUGGCGACCUGAGGAGUUUGUGGAAUCUUAAUUUGAGUGGGACAGCUAUUGAAGAAUUACCGAGCUCCAUUCACUCACUACCGGAAUUUAGGGAGCUAUCAAUUACUGGUUGCAAACGGCUUAAAUUCUUGCCUCAGUUACCCCGUUCUGUCCACAGACUAGAAGCUAAAAAUUGUGUAAGUCUUGCAUCUUUUACCAACGUGCUUGGCGACCUGAGGAGUUUGCGCUAUCUUGACUUGAGUUGGACAGCUACUGAAGAAUUAUCGAGCUCCAUUCACUCACCAACGCGACUUACCCAACUAUCAAUUAUUGGUUGCAAAAGGCUUAAAUUCUUGCCUCAGUUACCCCAUUCUCUCAGAAGAGUUUAUGCAGCAGAUUGCGAUGAAAUGGAAGAGAUAGCAGAUGUUUCAAAGGCAAUUGAAUUACGGGAAUUGGACCUGACCGGCUGCCAAAAGCUUGUGGAUGUUCCUGGUGUUGAGCAGUUGAGACGUUUAAAGAAACUGAAGCUUGGAGGAUGUAGAAGCCUUUCCAACUCUUUCAAGAAAAGAGUACAGGAGGCAGAUUUUCCAAAUUUGGAGGAGGAGUUGACCAUCCCUGGAAGCAUGGAAGAAUCACUCAAGUAGUGGGCAUUUGGCCGCUUGGGUUGGGCUGGAUCCCCUCCAUGGGGAGGAUCCAAAUCCAAGUGAAGAAGAAAUCUUUACGGAGGUCGAUGAUUUAGAUUGGGAUUGAUUUUUGGAAGUGGUGGGUGUUGUCCCACUUAUUUGAGGUAACAAGAGAGGUUGUUAGAGAGAUCAAAAAGCUUUCAUUUCUUGUUUGAGUUUUUUACUUUUCUUUUUUUUUUUUUCUUUUUUUCUGCUUCGUAAAUAUUGGAGCAAGUGACAAAAGGAUUUUUGAUGGGAUAUAUAUAUAUGCUGUAUCGCUGUUAAGAUGUAGACGUAAAUAUUCACAAAUUUGUCUAAAAAGUGUUUGGAGAUGAAGAUCAUGGAAGAGGGCAGGGAAUCGAUCCAUUUAAGAAAGAAUCAUUGAGCUAAA